AGAGAAGAAGCGUCGCUUGUUUAGUGUAUUGUUCUCUGGGAUUUCCAGUCUGUUUGCAGGGGGUGGUUCAGAGGAAACAGUGUAGCCUAGAUAGAUAAGGAGAAGUGAAACCAACAGCCACGUGUUGAUACAUACACGCGCGCGAAGAAGAGUAACACGUUUCCCACGAGACCUGCCUCUUGGACCAGGUGCUGGAGCUGAUUAUGAGCGAGAAGCCCCCCACCAGUGCAAGUCUUUUCUUGAACGAGGACACGGACAAACCGCCCUUGCCAGAGAGAGGAGACCUAAGGCGGCGCUUACGCAGGGCCAUGGAGAAGAGGGCCAGCAACAUGAAGGAUAGGAUGAACUGCAUCAGCAGGAGCAGUGUCAAAGGGUUCCUCAGGAGGAACCUGUUUGUUCUGUUCACUGUCGCUGCCGUAGUGUUGGGUGUAAUCCUGGGCUUUUCUCUACGCCACCACAACUUGUCCCUGAGGUCGAUCAAGUACUUUUCCUUUCCUGGAGAACUGCUGAUGAGAAUGUUAAAGAUGCUGGUGCUACCUCUCAUUGUCUCCAGUCUGAUUACAGGUAUUUCUUCCUUGGACAGCAAAGCAUCGGGUAAGAUGGGUAUACGUGCAGUGGUCUACUACAUGGUGACCACCCUGAUUGCUGUGUUUAUUGGCAUCGUGAUCGUCAUGAUCAUCCAACCGGGAAAAGGCAGCCGGGACAGUCCUGUGGCCAACGGCGGAAACAUUGAAUCCAUUCAGGCUACUGAUGCUUUUCUGGAUCUCAUCAGGAACAUGUUUCCACCCAAUUUGGUAGAGGCCUGUUUCAAGCAGUAUAAAACCAUGUACAAGAAGAUUGUUCAUACCAGGAUUGUGACAGUGGCCCCGAACCUCACAGACUCUCUUAAUGUCACCGCUUCUAACCUGAAUAUAAAUCUCAGCAGGGUGGUGCACACCAUACAGGAGACAAUGGAGGAGACUGUUCCUGUGUCUGGCUCCUCUGCUGGAGUUAAUGCUCUGGGUCUCGUAGUCUUUUCCAUGUGCUUCGGUCUGGUCAUUGGCAACAUGAAGCAGCAGGGCCAGCCUCUUAAAGACUUCUUUGACUGCUUAAAUGAAGCCAUCAUGAGGCUGGUCGCCAUCAUCAUCUGGUACGCUCCAGUGGGCAUCCUGUUCCUGAUCGCAGGGAAGAUCGUGGAGAUGAAGGAUGUGGCACAAGUGGGCGGUCAGCUGGGGAUGUACACCGUAUCAGUCAUUGUGGGUCUCCUCAUCCACGGCCUCUUUGUCCUGCCACUGCUUUACUUCCUGGUGACUAGGAAGAACCCUUACAGUUUCAUCGGUGGGCUGCUGCAGGCGCUCAUCACUGCUCUGGGAACCUCCUCCAGCUCUGCAACCCUGCCCAUCACCUUCCGUUGUCUGGAAGAAAACAAUCAUGUGGAUAAACGAGUGACCCGCUUCGUCCUUCCUGUGGGCGCCACCAUCAACAUGGACGGCACCGCUCUUUAUGAGGCUGUGGCAGCUAUCUUUAUCGCCCAAGUUAAUGACAUGGAUCUAAACUUCGGUCAGAUCCUCACCAUCAGUAUCACAGCAACUGCUGCCAGCAUCGGAGCAGCAGGCAUCCCUCAGGCUGGCCUGGUUACCAUGGUGAUCGUAUUGACAUCGGUGGGACUGCCCACAGAGGACAUAACACUGAUCAUCGCUGUGGAUUGGUUCUUGGACCGCUUGCGUACCACCACCAAUGUGCUGGGUGACUCGCUCGGGGCUGGAAUCGUGGAGCACCUUUCUCGUACAGAGCUGCAAAAUCAAGAUGAAGAGGUGCACAACUCUGUAAUUGAGGAGAACGAGAAGCCCUACCAGCUCAUCUGCCAGGAGAAUGACUUACUCAACCACGUCAACAGUGAAACCACAAUGUGAAGAGCGUCAUCUGCAAGGACUUAAUGUACCCAAAUCACUAAUACUAAGAGGCUGUUAUAACAAUGCAGUGAUGGUCCUAGAGAAAACGAUAGUUCUUGGUCAGCCGAGCCAGUGCUCUGUGUUUCCACAGUGUUGCUUUUGCUGUUGCACACACAAACUCACAUCAUUCCCUCAUAUACAGAAGUUUCUCUGGGAAACAAGGAGAUGCCAAGCCUGUCCUGGGGCAGCUACAUGACAGGAAAUUAAGUACACAUGCUGUUAAGGAGCAGUUUCAGUGUUUUUACAAGAGAUUCAGUUAAUGUCAGACAACUUCAACAUGUUAAAUGCUGUCAAAGUAUUCACCUUCCUCAAAUCGGUAUGAUUUAAAAUCCAUGCAAUCAGAGCAUGAUAGAACAUGUCAUCAUCAGCAAAACAGUGUAUUAAACAGUGUAUUAUAAAGUAAUCAAGACCAAGUAAACCAGCUAAUUUUCCAGUGGACUGAAUGUAAAUCUGAACUUUGUGGUCAUUUGCUUGACUUCAAAUAUAACAUUAUUAACAUUAUUUAAUUUCCAGACACCUAAUUUUGUUAUUUCCACCAUGACUACCUCUAAAGUUAGUUAGAUAUAAAGUUUCUACAGCACUACACAAACAUACACAAGUUCAGCUGGAUGUAAAUAAAGUAAUGCUAGUAUUAUUGUGUUCUACAUUUAAAUUUGUUUUUUUUGUCUUUGAAUUUACUUGACUGUUGAACACUGGAAGACGGCGAAAAGGAAAGUUUAAAUACUAAUUAUUUUGAAGUUGUUAUCUCUUAAGUGACUUGGUAUAAUGUUUUUCACUCAGUGCUCCCUUAAUGAUACUGUUGUGUAUUUCUUGUGUUUACUUGGUGCUAGUGCUUUGAAACUCUGGGCACUGGGCUGUAAUGCUAUGGUUACCGUGGUUACACUGUAAUAAUAAUACUGAAACUGUCAAUUUUCUCUGUCAUUCAUUUUACUCCAAGAUAUUAUUGUUAUCCCAACUACUAGGAGAAUCUCUCCAACAAGUGUAUAAUCAGUUAUUUAUUUUUUCACAGCUGAAAUUAUAUAUACAUUUAAUUACUCUCUCACAGAAUAACAACUCACUUCAUUUUAUGAUUUUAGUAUCAGUAUUCAUUACACCUGCCUUUCUGUUUUCUUCUGCAUUCUGUGCCAUGUUAUUUACCAAAAAUAUGUUUUAAAUUUGGUUCUAUCUUGAUUGAAGUCAUAUAUUGCAAGCGAAUCAUUGAACUGUUCUUACGGCUUUGUGCAGAAAUGCUGUUUGUGAACGCUUUGAGAAUUUGAAUGUACAAUUGUUUUAUGCUUUUUGUUUUAGAUGCAACGUUGCAGUGCAAAAUUUUGAAAGUGAACAUUUAACAUGAAACCCCGUCCAAGUUUGUGACACUUUUAUGCUCAUUAAGAGGUUUAACUUACGUUUUUAUGCUUGGUGUUCAUUAGUAGAAAUGUUAUUUUCCAUAGAACAGCAGCUCAGCAUUUUGAUGGACAAUGUAUGAAAAAUAUGAAAAAUAAAUGUCUCAGGAACUCA
Molecule: messenger RNA, 3428 nt
Organism: Mugil cephalus (flathead mullet)
Lineage: Eukaryota; Metazoa; Chordata; Actinopteri; Mugiliformes; Mugilidae
Gene: slc1a6
Product: solute carrier family 1 member 6
Exons: 11
Coding region: 204-1892 (562 amino acids)
Biological process (GO): L-glutamate transmembrane transport
Cellular component (GO): plasma membrane
Molecular function (GO): glutamate:sodium symporter activity; neutral L-amino acid transmembrane transporter activity; L-glutamate transmembrane transporter activity
Source: RefSeq, a predicted model, not a curated record